AUGGCUCGUCCAUCGACUGCACAAAAGAGACUUCUUAAAGAAUUCAAGGAGCUUUUAAACGAACCCACAGAGGGAAUUAUAGCGGGUCCCGUUUGUGAAGACAAUCUAUUCAUAUGGAAUUGCCUCUUAGUGGGACCAUCUGGAACCCCCUACGAGUAUGGAAUAUUUAGAGCUACCAUGAAAUUUCCAAAAGAUUAUCCUUUAUCUCCACCGAAGAUGAAAUUCGACACCCCAAUCUUACAUCCCAAUAUCUAUAAAGACGGUACAGUCUGUAUAUCAAUCCUCCAUCCUCCAGGAGAUGAUCCCAUGAUGUAUGAAUCUGCAGACGAGCGUUGGGGACCUCUACAGAGUAUAGAGAAGAUCUUACUUAGUGUAUGCUCGAUGCUGGCUGAACCAAAUCCCAACUCGCCUGCCAACGUUGAUGCCGCAAAGCUUUGGAGAGAUAACAGAGACACAUUUAAUGAGAUAGUUAGAGGCCAAGUGGUCAAAACCUUAGUUAACUGCUGA
Molecule: messenger RNA, 507 nt
Organism: Brettanomyces nanus
Lineage: Eukaryota; Fungi; Ascomycota; Pichiomycetes; Pichiales; Pichiaceae
Gene: UBC7
Product: Ubiquitin-conjugating enzyme E2 7
Exons: 1
Coding region: 1-507 (168 amino acids)
Cellular component (GO): cytosol; endoplasmic reticulum
Source: RefSeq, a predicted model, not a curated record